AUGUCGCCUACGGGAAACCGGCUUUUGGUUUAGACUCCGAUUUCCCGAUUGACCCGUAAUCUCGACGUUGGCUAAUAACGAUAUCAUUCGUUAUCCGACGUGAUGCGUGAGCAUUCGUCUUCGAACAUCUUGGCAAGCGAAUCCUCUCAAGAGACUCGAGACAGUUGAUUUGCAUUCGUUUCACUGGUGGUCCAGUGAUGACGACGUUGAAUCGCGAGGAGCCUCGGGACAAAAGAUUGAAUAACGCAUAUAAGAUAAAUAAUGUACGCAUAAUAAUUGAAGGACAUUUCAAUGUACUUGGCACGGACGCGCGUCUGUCGAGUUUUGCUUGUGCUAUUUUAGCUGUAACCUUGCGACAUCACAUUGUAGUCUCGCGUUAUGUAGUACACUCAUCUCAAGGCGGUUGUCUCGCGAGAUCACCUUUCUCGAGCGCGAUGCCGGCGAGUUUGACCGUUAUCGAUUUCAAGGGUCUUGGUCUGUAUGAUUCACACUUCAUAGAGAUAUUUAAAGAUCGAGAUAGCGUUACGUUAGACGACGACUCACAGUAGUAGAUACCCGGAUUUCUGUUGCACGCACCGGUUACAUGAUUAUACCGCCGUUUAUCUGGUUUAUCAGUCGCAUCCGCAUGGGUGUAACGCCGAAUGUCACUUGCGUAAUCCCACGUGUUUCGGGCUCUUAUCAAGGUCGUCGAGCGGAACAUUAGUCGCCGUGAUAAUAACUAUAAUAAUGAGCCUCAGCCUUGCGUCCAUCG
Solenopsis invicta (red fire ant) is the source of this 751-nucleotide messenger RNA. RefSeq lists its product as uncharacterized. The transcript is spliced from 2 exons. Lineage: Eukaryota; Metazoa; Arthropoda; Insecta; Hymenoptera; Formicidae. The record is from RefSeq and is a predicted model, not a curated record. Bases 198 to 548 code for a protein of 116 amino acids.